Messenger RNA from Xenopus laevis (African clawed frog), 1995 nucleotides. It is a transcript of the gene scpep1.L, whose product is annotated as serine carboxypeptidase 1 L homeolog. Gene Ontology annotation, biological process: proteolysis. The record is from RefSeq and is marked provisional. Gene Ontology annotation, molecular function: serine-type carboxypeptidase activity. NCBI's taxonomy places the organism in Eukaryota, Metazoa, Chordata, Amphibia, Anura, Pipidae. Gene Ontology annotation, cellular component: extracellular region.
GCUGAGACUGUGUAAAUACCAGAAGAGAUGGGGGUGGGUGCCUAUGAAAAAACUCCACAGUGUGAGAAGUGAAAUUGUCAGGCUCGUUUGUUCUAAGAGGAGUAAAAAGGAGUAAAAAGUUAUAUUUUUAACUUUCUGUCUCUGUGACAAACUGCAUUCGUUGGUGGGGAGCUGCACCUUUUUUCUAACCUUCUCUGAUGAGACUUCCUUCUGCUUUCCUGCUGAUUGGAGGAUUUUUCGUCAGUCACAUGAGCUUCAGCUGAUCAGAGACACGUGACUGGUGAAUAUCGUAGGCAAGAUGUUGUCUGGGCAGCUGCUUUUGCUGGUGCUCUUGGGAGCAGCUCAAGGAGUCCCACUAAGGGAGUCCAAGGAGUCCUGGGGAUAUGUUGCAGUCAGGGACAAAGCCUACAUGUUCUGGUGGUUGUACCAGGCUGACCAUUCCACCAAAAACUAUACUGAGCUGCCUCUAGUCAUGUGGCUGCAGGGUGGCCCUGGAGGAUCUGGAUGUGGAUAUGGUAACUUUGAAGAGAUUGGACCCUACGACACUUCCCUGAAGCCAAGAAACUCAACUUGGGUACAAGCAGUUAACUUACUAUUUGUGGACAACCCAGUGGGGACUGGAUUUAGCUAUACUACUGACAGUGGGGCAUUUGCUAAGGAUGUUUCCACAGUCGCUGCAGACAUGAUGGUUCUUCUGAAACAAUUCUUUGGUUCAAAGCCAGAAUACCAGGAAACACCAUUCUACAUUUUCUCAGAGUCAUAUGGGGGUAAAAUGGCAGCCGCCAUUGGUUUGGCACUCUAUAAGGAAAUAAAGGAGGGCAGCAUAAAGUGCAAGCUUGGAGGUGUGGCUCUAGGUGAUUCCUGGAUUUCCCCUAUAGACUCUGUGCUAACCUGGGGUCCAUAUCUCUACAGUAUUUCCUUGCUGGAUGAAAAAGGAUUGCAAGAGGUCCAGGGUUCCGCUAAUAAGGUUCAAGAAGCCUUAAACCGAGGGCAAUAUGACAUGGCCACAGACCUGUGGAGUCAAACAGAGGAUAUCAUAGAACAGAACACGGAUGGAGUAAAUUUUUAUAAUAUUUUAACUAAAGACUCGACAUUUGCUGGCAAAACAGAUCAGAGGAGCCCGGAAUUUGGGAAGGCAUUUCUUGGCAAAUUGUACCAGCGCCAUCUGCUGCCACUCCAAAAUGAUGCCCUCAGUGCACUCAUGAAUGGGCCCAUUAGGAAGAAGCUGAGGAUUAUUCCUGAUUCUGUAACUUGGGGAGGACAGGCUUCUGCUGUCUUUUUCAACAUGGCGUGUGAUUUUAUGAAGCCGGUGGUAGAUAUUGUGGAUGAGCUGCUAGAAGCCAAUGUCAAUGUCACUGUGUACAAUGGGCAACUAGACCUUAUAGUGGACACUGUAGGGCAGGAGACUUGGGUCAAGACACUGAAGUGGAAGAAAUUAGAGCAGUUCAAGGCUCUGAAGUGGACAGCGCUCAGAGAAGGCCAGGAAUCUUUGGAGACUGCAGCUUUCUAUAAAGCCUAUGAAAACUUUAGCUUCUACUGGAUUCUAAAGGCUGGUCACAUGGUCCCGUCUGACCAGGGUGUAACGGCACUGAAAAUGCUGCGAAUGAUUACCAAGCAGGAAAGCCCAUAAACUGGAAUGGGCAUGUGAGGGGGCCAGAGCAGGAAAUCAAAGGCCCAGAGAAAGGACAGGUGGCGACUCCCUUGUCUCCAAAAUUCAAGUUCUGUUCCCGACAGUGACGUUGCUUCCGUGCCUUGAGCCCAUUUCACUUGUGAAUGUUUAGCUAAGGGAUCAGUACACUUCUCAUUCUCCUUUGCACUUAAAUCUUGAUUGUAUUUCAAAGGUUUUCUGGUUGGCAGUGCCAUGUCCUACAAUGCACUUCUGUCUGUCUGUAUCGUAAAAUUGUCUAGUAUUGCAGGCAAUAUGUUUGCUGUGCUGCCUGUUCCCUUGUGCUGGAUGGGGGGGACUCCCAACAAAAUAUUAUUGGCAAAUGUGAA